AGUCCGUCCGUCCCCACUGAUGAAUCUCUCUCUGUCCGUUGGAACCAAACAGUUCUUUUUCUCUCUCCUUUCCCUGUCAUACACAGACACAGACACAGACACAGACAAAGAACGCACACACUUGCACUCCUUUCUCUGCUCUCUCUCUCACUCACAUUUCUCCUCCUUCUUCUUCUUUCACCGUAACAUGACCACACUCUUCACAACCACCAUCACACACUCACGGUUAUGAAUCCCACCACCCAACCUCAACCUCAACCUCCGCCAUUGUUACAACCCCACCGUCCUUCCUUCUCCUGCGACCGCCACCCACAGGAGCAGUUUACCGGCUUCUGCCCCUCAUGCCUCUGCGAGCGCCUCGCCGUCCUCGACCCCAACAACGCCAGUACCUCUUCCCGCAAGCCUCCCACCUCCUCCACCGCCCUUAAAGCCAUCUUCCGACCCUCCUCCUCCGCCGCCCCACGCGCCAACAACAACAGUAACCACCGUCCUCCAACCUCCACCUCCACCUCCUUCCUCCCUGAGCUCCGCCGCACCAAGUCCUUCUCUGCUUCCAAAAACGAAGCCUACUACUCCUCCACCGCCUUCGAGCCCCAGAGAAAAUCCUGCGACGUCAGAGGCCGCUCCACCCUCUAUUCACUCUUCUCCCAAGACGACGACCGCAAAUUCCCCAAAGCUGAACCUCCCCGCCUCUCUAUCUCCGAGGUUGAAACCAGAACCCUCGCUUCCUCCUCCUCCAUUGUUCAGGGACCAGUAAUCGAGUAUAAAGAAGACGAGGAAUUCGAAGAAGAAGGGGAAGGGGAAGAAGAAGAAGAAGAAGAAGAAGAAGAAGAAGAGAUCACUGUCGUUGACGAAGAAGAAGACAGAGACGAAAUUAGGGUUUUGGAAGAACCAGAACCAGAACGACAACGACCCAAUGUCGUUUCGGUGUGCAAUGUGAUUGACGAAAGGGUUCAAGAAAUUGUGGAGGAAGAACCGGAACCGGAAGAGCAAGAGGUUGCAUUCGAGGAAGAAGAGUCACUGAAACCGAUGAAGGAACACAUGGAUCUGGACUCGCAGGUGAAGAAAAGCUCCGGCCGCGAUUUCAAGGAAAUCGCCGGGAGUUUCUGGUCUGCGGCGUCGGUUUUCAGCAAGAAGCUUCAGAAAUGGAGGCAGAAGCAGAAGGCCAAGAAGCGUGGUCCUCGAAACGGCGCCGUAUCAGGCUCGUCGACGCUGCUCCCGGUGGAGAAGCCGAUCGGACGGCAGUUCCGGGAGACUCAGUCGGAGAUCGCCGACUACGGCUUUGGCCGGCGGUCGUGCGACACUGAUCCGAGAUUCUCGCUCGACGCGGCGCGCAUGUCGUUUGACGACCCUCGCUACUCCUUCGACGAGCCGAGAGCCUCUUGGGAUGGUUACCUCAUCGGAAAAACAUUUCCCAGAAUGCCCCUGCCCACGAUGCUCUCGGUGGUGGAGGAUGCUCCGGUGCAGCAUGUUCCCAGAACAGAUUCUCUCAUCCCGGUGGAAAUCAGCGGAGAUAACGAGACUCUUCCGUUUCCGGGCGGCAAUGCUCAGACCAAGGAGUACUAUUCUGAUUCUUCCUCAAGAAGAAGGAAGAGCCUUGAUAGGUCCAGUUCAAUUAGGAAAACUGCAGCUGCUGUUGUUGCUGAGAUGGAUGAAUUGAAGCCUGUUUCUAAUACAAAAGUGACCCCUCCUCCUCCUCCCGCUCCAGCUCCAGCUCCAGCUCCAGCUCCAGCUGCUGCUGCAGCUGAUGGUGGUGGUGUUGGUGGCGGCGGUGGUGGUUACUUACAAGGGCAGAAGAUGGUUUUCCCUGAGAGAGAUUUGAGGGAUUGUAACUCCAAUUCUAAUAAUUCCUUGAGGGAUGAUUGCUCAGAGACAUUUGAAAUGGGAUUUAGAGAUAUUGGGAAUAAUGGUGGUGACCGAAAAGGGUCUAAGAAGGGUUCUAGCAGGUGGACGAAGUGGAGCAUUUGGGGUUUCAUACACCGGCGAGGAGGGAAUAACAAAGAGGAGGACGAGGAUAGAGGUGCCAACGGGAAUGGGGUGGAGCGUUCUUUCUCAGAAUCAUGGCAGGAGUUCAGAGGGGAGAGGAAUGGGGAUGUUAGAGGGGGUGGUGGUUUCAAUAGGAACAUGUUCAGGAGCAAUAGCAGUGUGAGUUGGAGGAAUGCACCAAGCAUAGGCGAAUCGUUUGUUACUGGGAGGAAGAGUGAUGUUCAGGGUAAUGGAUACCAUGGGAGGAAGGGCAGGGAUGAGUUUGUCUUGGAGCGGAACCGGAGUGCGAGGUACUCUCCUAGCAGCAUGGAUAAUGGUCUGUUGAGGCUUUAUUUGACACCGGGUGGCGGCCGGAGAAAUGGUUCCGGCAAAGGUAGGGCGAACCAGGCACAUUCAAUUGCAAGAAGUGUACUUCGGUUGUAUUAAACAAAAAAGAGCAAAAUUGAAGUUCCUUAAGGUGUUCUUUGGUUUAAUGUUGUUAGAUUUGCUGAAUUAGUUGUGUAAACCCACACAUGCCUAUGUAUUCUUCAUGGUUGGUUAAUGGUUGGAUAAAGCACCCUGCAUUUUUCUUUUA
Lotus japonicus is the source of this 2560-nucleotide messenger RNA. Its product is annotated as protein OCTOPUS-like. Gene Ontology annotation, cellular component: plasma membrane. The record is from RefSeq and is a predicted model, not a curated record. The transcript has a single exon. The coding region runs from base 229 to 2412 and encodes 727 amino acids. NCBI's taxonomy places the organism in Eukaryota, Viridiplantae, Streptophyta, Magnoliopsida, Fabales, Fabaceae.